AUGUUAUAUGAGUUAGUUAGUAUUGUACGUGUUGUGAAUCCAAUGACAGCCAAUAGAGAGGCCAAGGAUUUAGCCACAACGAUAGGGAAAUUAAUUAUCAACAAUAGAGGUGUCUUAAGAAGAAUCAUACCUAUGGGAACUCGUUUCUUACCAAAGAUUAUGAAAACUGAUCAAGAUAGACAUUUUCAAGGCUAUCAUUUUAUGAUGUUAUUUGAUUCAUCAGCAGCUGUACAGAGUGAGAUUUUGAGGACAUUAAGAAAUGAUCCUCGUGUAAUAAGGUCAUCCAUUGUGAAAGUUGAUACCUCAAAGAAUCUUGAUGUGUCAUCAUCGAUUGAAAGAGCAACAGGAUACAAUUCCAUAUUGGAAAGAUCGAACAAAAGCAUUUUAUAA
Tetrapisispora phaffii CBS 4417 is the source of this 390-nucleotide messenger RNA. RefSeq names its product mitochondrial 37S ribosomal protein bS6m (gene MRP17). Gene Ontology annotation, biological process: translation. Bases 1 to 390 code for a protein of 129 amino acids. Gene Ontology annotation, molecular function: structural constituent of ribosome; small ribosomal subunit rRNA binding. NCBI's taxonomy places the organism in Eukaryota, Fungi, Ascomycota, Saccharomycetes, Saccharomycetales, Saccharomycetaceae. The transcript has a single exon. Gene Ontology annotation, cellular component: ribosome; mitochondrial small ribosomal subunit. The record is from RefSeq and is a predicted model, not a curated record.